GGGCCGCGCCUCCGGAGGAGGAGGAAGAGGAAGAGGAGGAGGCGGUGCCGGGCCUGGCCUGGCCGUGAGCAGCGCCGCGAUGGACAGCACGGGCAAGGAGCGGGAGGCCGUGCAGCUGAUGGCCGAGGCCGAGAAGCGGGUGAAGGGCUCGCACUCCUUCCUGCGGGGGCUCUUCGGGGGCAACACCCGCGUCGAGGAAGCCUGCGAAAUGUACACCAGGGCUGCAAACAUGUUCAAGAUUGCCAAAAACUGGAGCGCUGCAGGAAAUGCAUUCUGUCAGGCGGCCAAACUGCACAUGCAGCUGCAGAGCAAGCAUGAUUCGGCCACCAGUUUUGUGGAUGCUGGGAACGCCUACAAAAAAGCAGACCCACAAGAGGCCAUCAACUGCUUAAAUGCAGCUAUUGAUAUCUACACCGACAUGGGGCGGUUCACCAUCGCUGCCAAGCAUCACAUCACCAUUGCGGAGAUCUACGAGGCCGAGCUGGUGGACAUUGAAAAGGCGAUUGCACACUACGAGCAGGCUGCAGACUAUUACAAAGGAGAAGAGUCCAACAGUUCCGCCAACAAGUGUCUGCUGAAGGUUGCAGCCUAUGCCGCACAGCUGGAGCAGUACCAGAAGGCGAUAGAAAUCUACGAGCAGGUCGGAACAAACACAAUGGAUAACCCUUUGCUCAAGUACAGUGCGAAAGAGUAUUUCUUCAAGGCAGCUCUGUGCCACUUCAUUGUGGAUGAGCUGAACGCCAAGCUUGCUCUUGAGAAAUAUGAAGAAAUGUUCCCAGCGUUCACAGAUUCACGGGAAUGCAAGCUAUUGAAAAAACUGCUGGAAGCCCACGAGGAGCAAAACUGUGAGGCAUACACCGAGGCUGUGAAAGAAUUCGAUUCAAUAUCGCGGUUGGAUCAGUGGCUUACAACCAUGUUGCUUCGCAUCAAAAAGUCAAUUCAAGGAGAAGGGGAUGGGGACCUGAAGUGAAUUGUUCGUGGUAUUUGUGGCAUGCAGCCUAAGUAAUCUGUUCUUGUGUUACAGCCAAGGACCACUAUGGGAUACGUGAUAAAACUAUCUAGCUUAAUUUUGUUGCUUAUAUGACAAAUGACUUAAGUGUUUCUUUAGUAUCCUGCUCUUUGUUGUGAUAACAUGGGUAGAUGAGAAAGGUUGCUCUGGGUAGCGCUGGCAGAUCUUUCUAGGGUGAAAGAAACACUGCUGGCAGAAGUCUUUGUUUUUUGUUAGCUGAUGAGCCCAAAGUUUGCACUUGAAGUACUUUUUCCCCCUGCUGUUCUGUCUUAAGGUUCAGUACCACUGAGUUGAGCAUGUAAAUAUUUUGUCCAUGCCCGUACAGUACAAAUAAGAGCUUCAGAUCUGUUGCUGUGUUGUUACUGUUUCCUAUUUUUAAAUGGACCUCUGCCAGAUACCCUUGGAUCUUGUUUUUUUUUUAAUGAUUGAGCUUUUUUAAUGGUGCUAGUGAAAGGCUUUGUGACUUUUAGGUACAGUAUGCAUGUGUGUGUAUACAUCCUAUACAGAUACAUGUGUGCAUGUAUAAAUACAGAAUACGUAACAACCUAAACGCAUUCCAUGUCGAGGACAGGACUGCUUAGAUUGGUGUCAGCCCUCUGAAUAGUCAUCAGGAGUAGAGCUAGUUAAUUGUGUAUUUUGUAUCUAAGAUCUAAAUAUGAAAUGUAAGGCUCUUCUAUAUUUUCUUGGAUCUAUUUUUCCACUUAUUUAUUUUGUGGUGCACCCCAUCCCUCCUACCCCAAGAUGACUAGACCCAAGUAAUAAUAUAUUUUUCUAACUUCUCAUCUACAUAAACUCCUCCUGCUGUCUGUACUACCAGUCUUUUGUGUGUGCCAGGCAGUACCCGUUAGUUUCUGACCCUUCUGCUGUUGGCUGUGCUGCCUUCUUGCUGUAAUGUGCAAAGGUGGUGAAGGAGACUUGGUAUUAAACAGGAACCUUGUCUUCGUUGUGGGGGUUACAGAUGAAUCCAGUUUGCUUUAAAAAGGUGGAGACACUUUAAAAAUUCUUGUACUAAUUUUAGAAACAUGUUUUAAAAUGCCUGUAACCAAGGCUCUUCUGUGCAAUGGUUUGUUUAACUAGUGGUGGUGAAGCUACCUACUUCAGGCGUGUACGUUGAGGGACUUGUGAUCCUAUGCAAUAUGUCAGUGGGAGUUGUCACUUAGUACUUCUCUGUAAUGAAGUGUGUUUCAGUCACACUGGUGCUGUGCUAAGAGU
Molecule: messenger RNA, 2221 nt
Organism: Oxyura jamaicensis (ruddy duck)
Lineage: Eukaryota; Metazoa; Chordata; Aves; Anseriformes; Anatidae
Gene: NAPB
Product: NSF attachment protein beta
Exons: 11
Coding region: 80-970 (296 amino acids)
Biological process (GO): synaptic transmission, glutamatergic; SNARE complex disassembly; intracellular protein transport
Cellular component (GO): terminal bouton; vacuolar membrane; synaptobrevin 2-SNAP-25-syntaxin-1a complex
Molecular function (GO): soluble NSF attachment protein activity; syntaxin binding
Source: RefSeq, a predicted model, not a curated record